This is a messenger RNA of Choloepus didactylus (southern two-toed sloth), 249 nucleotides long. RefSeq names its product cytochrome c oxidase subunit 7C, mitochondrial-like. The record is from RefSeq and is a predicted model, not a curated record. The transcript has 2 exons. Bases 1 to 249 code for a protein of 82 amino acids. NCBI's taxonomy places the organism in Eukaryota, Metazoa, Chordata, Mammalia, Pilosa, Megalonychidae. Gene Ontology annotation, biological process: mitochondrial electron transport, cytochrome c to oxygen.
AUGGAUGUGUUCACUCUCUUGAUUGUGGUGAUGGUUUCACAGAGCCUCCAACAGCACCCUGUAGGGCAGAGCAUCCAGAGGUUCAAGGCCUCUGUAGUCCAUAGGAGCCACUAUGAGGAGUGUCCUGGGAGGAAUUUGCCAUUUUCAGUGGAAAACAAGUGGCAGGUACUAGUUAUGAUGACUUUGUUCUUUGGAUCUGGAUUUGCUGCACCUUUCUUUUUAGUAAGACACCAAUUUCUUAAGAAAUAA